Messenger RNA from Cladophialophora psammophila CBS 110553, 672 nucleotides. RefSeq lists its product as uncharacterized. Lineage: Eukaryota; Fungi; Ascomycota; Eurotiomycetes; Chaetothyriales; Herpotrichiellaceae. Bases 1 to 672 code for a protein of 223 amino acids. The transcript has a single exon. The record is from RefSeq and is a predicted model, not a curated record.
AUGGGGCCCGACUGGGUGGAUUUCCUCGAAUACAUCAACACGACCCCGGUCCCCAGGGAGGAGAUCGAGCACUUCCGAACGACGUGGGCUCGAAAAUUCGUCGACGACCCAGCAUACAGGCCGAUCGUGACUUUCUCCAGGAUCCCAAAGUCCAACGGGGUCGACGCCUUCUUCGCGAAGACCAUCCGGUCGCCCACCACCGUGCCGAGCGCGCUCAUGCUGAUCCGCAGAGAUUUCGUCACGCCGGCCGAGGGCCAGCAGAAGCAGCAGCAGCACAAGACGCAUCAAAGACGAAAUGAGGAUAACAGCAUGAACGAAGCGCCGGAUUGUAUCUGGCUGCUCGACCUGCGCUCGGACCUGAACGGGUUCAAAGACACCACGCACGGCGGCGUGCUCUGCGCGCUCAUGGACGAGGCCCUGAGCAUCUGCGUCGAGAUCCACCGCCAGCAGACAACAAUGGGCAGCAGUGCUGGUAACCUGAACCUGUACACCGCGUACCUGACCACCAACUACCGCGCGCCCGUGCUCAACCCGUGCACCGUGGCCGUCAAAUCCAGACUCGAGAGGAGGGAGGGUCGCAAGUGGUUUUUGACCGGGUCUCUCGAGGACGAACAAGGACGGGUCUUGACGGAUGCGAACGGCCUUUGGGUGGUGGCGAAAGAGAGAUUGUGA